This is a messenger RNA of Haliotis rufescens (red abalone), 3682 nucleotides long. Its product is annotated as protein-tyrosine sulfotransferase 1-like. Gene Ontology annotation, cellular component: Golgi apparatus. NCBI's taxonomy places the organism in Eukaryota, Metazoa, Mollusca, Gastropoda, Lepetellida, Haliotidae. The coding region runs from base 462 to 1583 and encodes 373 amino acids. The transcript has 3 exons. Gene Ontology annotation, molecular function: protein-tyrosine sulfotransferase activity. The record is from RefSeq and is a predicted model, not a curated record. Gene Ontology annotation, biological process: peptidyl-tyrosine sulfation.
CAUGUGUUGUUGUCUGACAGCUGCGGCAGCGUCGGAUCAGUUGAGAGCGAAAUGCAUCGUCUGUUAAACUGUAUCCAUGGAUAUAUACCAAAGUGACUCCUGGAUGUAUAUUGUCAUCAUCUGCCCGGCGGGCUGACAGAGCGUCAGGGAACUCUGCAGCUAUGGAUUGUAAAGACUGAAACCAUCUGCCAGCCGUGUCCAUUACUACCCACACCGUGUUAUCUGUCAUCGAAUUUCAUUAUUCUGAGGACUACUCAGAAUUCAGAAGUAUGCUGUUGGACAUGUGUAGCAUUGUCACAAGUGAAUGAGUCUUGAAAGGAACCUGUUGCCACCGAUAUUGUGAUAUUACCAGAAAGCUUUAAUCUGUGAAAUCCUUGUUUGAAAACUUUAUUUUCAAUCUGUGAUUUAGGUAGGUUGAAUAGAAAGCCAUUUUUAUCUUGUUUUUUGGUUUUGUUGCCGUAAUGAGAAGAAAACUAUUUUAUGGAGUUGUGUUCUGUUUGGCAGCAGUGUAUCUUCUGUACUAUGCUCUCCCCUGUGAUAACGGACCCAAAAUGUUCAUGGUUCCGAAGGAACCAACCAAGUUCAUGUAUGACAACAAACACCAUGCCAUUCCUUACGACGAAAAUAUGGACAUCAUAUUCAUCGGUGGCAUGCCAAGAAGCGGGACUACUUUAAUGCGGGCGCUUUUAGACGCUCAUCCCGAGGUGCGAUGUGGUGAGGAGACACGGGUGGUCCCACGGAUUCUCGGCAUGAGAACCCAGUGGGAGAAGUCUCCGACGGAGAAGAAACGGUUAGCCAAUGCCGGAAUCACUGGAGAUGUUCUAGACUCUGCUGUGCGUUCUUUCAUUCUGGAAAUCAUUGCCAAACAUGGCGAAGCCGCCCCCCACUUGUGCAACAAGGAUCCCUUCACAUUAAAAUCUGCCAUAUACCUUAGUCAGUUGUUCCCCUACUCCAGAUACAUCCUGAUGGUCCGUGACGGGAGAGCUGUCGUACAUUCGAUCAUCACACGCAAAGUCACCAUAUCUGGCUUUGAUUUGAAGAGUUACAGGAAGUGUCUGCAGAAGUGGAACCAGGCCGUCGAGUCGAUGUAUGGUCAGUGUUUGAGAGUAGGGCCAUAUCGCUGUAUGCCUGUGUACUAUGAACAACUUGUGCUUCAUCCCGAACUGUGGAUGCGGAGGAUCCUCAACUUCCUGGAGCUCCCCUGGAAUCAGUCGGUGCUGCAUCACGAGGACUAUGUCGGCAAGCCAGGAGGAAUCUCAUUAUCAAAAACUGAGAAAUCCACGGACCAAGUGAUCAAGCCGGUUAACGUUGAAGCACUGACCAAAUGGGUGGGCAGUAUUCCGGAUGACGUUGUACAUGAUAUGGCCUCGGUGGCCCCAAUGCUAAAAACUCUAGGCUACGAUCCAGAAGCCAACCCACCGGACUACGGAAAGCCAGACCCUCAAGUUUCUGACAACACGCUACAUUUACAACAGAAUAAAGAUCUGUGGCAAAAACGUGAAAAGGACAUCUUUGACAAAUUAGAAGAAAGCAAAGGCAAAGAGCCUCAAAAUAGACAUUCACCCAACUUGACUGUGCACUGAUCACAUGGGUACUUAACGGUAUUAUGAAUGUGUAAAUGAUUAUGAAUACUGUCUCAAAGAUCAUCCUUUUACAGUCAAUCUCUGUAUACACUUUGCAGCAUACGAAAAUUAAGCCUGAAAGUCAAGGGGUCCUUGUCAUUACCCCAAUGUUAAAUGUUACACAGUUAGGGGGUCCCACAAUGCAAAUGCUAUUGGAGCAAACACAAGGACCCCAGGACGCCCUUAGUUUUGAAUAUAGUAUUUGUAUUAAUCUGGAUAAUGUUAGACACACUGAACCACUGAUUUCCAAUGUCAUCUAGGGUUAAAUGAUCAGCAUUGGCAUGUGAGAACCAUUAAUAUUGUCGUUCAUUAUUCUAAAGGGUUAUCUUCUGUGACAGAAGCUGGGCUGUGUUAUACUGUUCAUAGGUCAUCCAUAUUAUUUUGUGUGUUGUCAUCCCCAUGCUAUGCCAGGAAUCGGUGUGGGCAGGGGAGUAAAAAUAUAAAAUUUAGAAUUUAAGAAUCUGACUUUGAUUGAGAAUGCAACAAAGUUGUCUGUUUUGUAAGAUGGGUGCCAAAAUAUUUCCAUAGUUAAAAACAAGUUACAAAUCUUUGUCAGUUUCCAAAAGUGCCUGUGUUCAGUAACUCACAGUACCCUUACCUUGCUCUAUUCUUUGUGUAAAGAUAGCUGUAUUGCUGUUGAAAUGCAAGAGGUUGAAAUAAUUUAAAAAAAGCUUGAGCAAAAGGCAGAAUGACCUUAUUAAAUAAUAUGAGCAUUUCAAGGAGACCUUUUCAUUGCCCUCAUGUUGAACAUUUAAGGUUUAAGGGGUCUGAAGGUUUGGCCUACAGCAACAGACCUAUAAGACCCAAGGAUCCCUAAUUUGAAACACAGCGAUAGAAUACAAACUGUAAUAAAGAAACCAUUUUUUGAUGUUUGCAUUAUUACCUGUUGGAUUUUAAUUGUUUUCCCAGUUGGGGUUGAUAUUGGUUGUUCUAUACAGAAAGCACUCAUUCAAAUAUUGAUAGUGUUUUGAUGUGAUACAACUCUUAAAAACUGAUGAAUCGCAACAGCUGCUAAGAAUAGCAUGUUAAGAGCCUGUAUUCCUGUGGGUCAUUACAAUAUUAACAAUGUGCACAGUCUUAAGAACAGCUGUUUGAUAUUUCAGUAGAAACAGUAGUAAAUGAAGCAGUCAUCAUUUUACUAGUGAACUGUUCUAAAAAGUAAAAUUAUAUUCUGAUAAUUGUGGAACAUGCAAUCUCACACUAAUAUAGUUACAACAAAUAUCCCGGUAACCAAAGUUUACAAAGAGAUGACUGAGAAACAUUUGAUUGUAAUUUUUCAGCCUUGUCUUGAGUUGACUGGAGGGACAAGGAAAGAUAUGAGUGCUUUUUGGCUCAAUAAAGACACAAGGGGAGCUUUUGGAAACCAUUGAAACAUCUUGAAAAUGUUCAAGUGAUUGAUAUAAAGCAGUUUGUCUUGUCAUUCUUAGUCAUACAGGGACGGUCGGGUAGCCUAGUGGUUAAAGCGUUCGCUCGUCACGCCGAAGACCCGGGUUCGAUUCCCGACAUGGGUACAUUGUGUGAAGCCCAUUUCUGGUGUACCCCGCCGUGAUAUUGCUGGAAUAUUGCUAAAAGCGGCGUAAAACAAUACUCACUCACUCACUCACUUAGUCAUACAUCAUUGACGAGUUGUGGCAACAGAAAAUAAAAAAGGCCAAUUUUUCUUUGGGAUGAAAUUUGACCAUGAGCAAUAAGUGACCUCAAAAUGAAAUUUUCACCAACUGUCUGGAGAGUUUUCCACAAACAAUUAGCUUGGGUCACAAUCUCAUUGAAAUCAGAUCUUAGUUUUCGCUACCGCUAAACAAAGAUCUGAGGACAUCCCAUUACGGGUCACGUCAGAACAACUUUUCCCGAAUUUUGACCGACCAGUGACAUGACUGACAAGAAAUCGACAUUAGUUAAUCAGAAGGCAGCUUUCUUGAGACACUAAUUUCAAACAGACGACUACGCUUUGAAACAUAUUUUGACGUAUUCACGAUUAAAAAUUUUAAAACUGAUAAGAAGAACAUUCUGGAAUGGCUUAUAGAUGGCACAGAUUGUAUGGAUAUAAUCAUAAAACCUGU